This is a messenger RNA of Pneumocystis murina B123, 174 nucleotides long. RefSeq lists its product as hypothetical. The transcript has 2 exons. The record is from RefSeq and is a predicted model, not a curated record. Gene Ontology annotation, biological process: electron transport chain; mitochondrial respiratory chain complex I assembly. Lineage: Eukaryota; Fungi; Ascomycota; Pneumocystomycetes; Pneumocystales; Pneumocystaceae. The coding region runs from base 1 to 174 and encodes 57 amino acids. Gene Ontology annotation, cellular component: mitochondrion.
AUGAACGAUCCUUGGAGAAAAAGAGAAGCAUGGAGAUCACAAUAUCCUUUCACAACUAUUAUGAAAAUAAACAAGAUAUUUCCUGGAUUAGGCCUCGGCAUUGGUGCAUUUGUUAUUUAUUGUUGUGUUGAAAAAAUUUUUGAAAAAAAAAGUGUCUUAGAAAAAAAAAAAUGA